This is a messenger RNA of Tarenaya hassleriana, 1295 nucleotides long. RefSeq names its product transcription factor bHLH148. The transcript is spliced from 2 exons. The record is from RefSeq and is a predicted model, not a curated record. Gene Ontology annotation, biological process: regulation of DNA-templated transcription. Gene Ontology annotation, molecular function: protein dimerization activity. The coding region runs from base 272 to 922 and encodes 216 amino acids. Lineage: Eukaryota; Viridiplantae; Streptophyta; Magnoliopsida; Brassicales; Cleomaceae.
CAAAAGGAGUAGCAUCCCUUUGUUUGCACACAACAAAAGACCCCACGUCUUUUUAAUAAACUAACAAUGUAAACACUCAUAUUAUUGUUGUAACAAAUUAUAUAUUCUUUAAAUGUGAACUAAUCAAGUUGUGACAUGAAAACUUUAUUAUACAAAUACAAAUACAUUGGUCCCAUCCGUCUCGUAUUAGCGAAGAGAUGAAUUAACAGUGCUCAAAAACGGUGCGGUGUAAGCGAAUACUGGAGAAAUCGAGAUCAGGAUUCAGAUACUAAUGGCUUCUCUGAUCUCGAAUCAUGAAUCCACGAUGAUUCCAAACCCUAGCUUCUCAGAUUCCUCGAGGAAGAGUAGUAAGAAGAAGAAACCGUCUGCCAUGUCGUCCCGGAGAAGCGCCGCUGGAGAAGGUGAAAACCACGUCCGAUGGAGAUCCGAUAAGCAACAGCGGAUCUACUCCGCCAAGCUGAUCCAGGCGAUGCGACAGGUCCGUCAAAACUCCGCAACAUCGCCGACGGCGACGCGGCGGAGCAAGGCCGUCCGAGAAGCCGCCGAUCGCGCUCUCGCCGUCGCCGCUCGCGGAAGGACGAUCUGGAGCAGAGCGAUUCUGGCGAACCGGAUCAAGCUGAAGUUCCGGAAACAGAAACGGCCGAGACCGACGGUGGCGACGGUGGUCCACGCCUCGAGUGAACGGCCGAGAAAGGUGAGAGUGUCGGUGGUGAGGCUGAAGAGGAAGAGUUUGCCGGCGGUGCAGAGAAACGUGAAGGUGCUGGGAAGGUUGGUUCCCGGUUGCCGGAAACAGACGUUGCCGGUGAUUCUGGAAGAAGCGACGGAUUACAUACAGGCACUGGAGGUGCAAAUCCGCGCCAUGAGUACUCUCGCGGAGCUUCUGUCCGGUUCAACCUCCGGCUCGGCUCUUCCGCCGAGCUGAUGAGGGGUAGAACCGUCAGUUCACUAUCAUUCUUCUGUUAGUCCCCUCCCUCUCUAUAUAUAUACCAGGUGCUGUGUAAGUCUCUCUCUCUGAAUAUAUAUAAAUUUUGAACGAUUUGAUUGCAUUUUUGCUUGGGAUUUUGAGCUGGAAAAUUUACAUAAUAAAUGAUUUAUAGUUUUGUACAUUCUCUCCAGAAAUAGCGGGGUGACCUUUGUGAACCUCCCUCUUCUUCUUCCUUCAUCUCUGUCAUGUUUAUGGACUGUAAACCUUUUUUGUCUGUCUGUGAUAUGUUUAUGUAAUCGGUUGCAGGCGUUGUUCAUCGUCAAUGUUACUGGAAAAAAGAGUCAUUGCCAUACAUUUGAAAUGGCGUAUA